AGUGGGUGGGCCCAGCAGGCCGUGCAGUCUUCCCGGCCGCCUCCCAGUCGGGUUGCGGCCGAGGCCGGUCCUGGCUUUGUAGCUCGCUCAAGAUGGCGGCGCAGCCACCCAGCGGGAUCCGCCUCAGCGCGCUUUGCCCGAAGUUUUUACAUACAAAUUCUACUAGUCACACUUGGCCAUUCAGUGCAGUUGCUGAAUUAAUAGACAAUGCUUACGAUCCCGAUGUGAACGCUAAACAGAUAUGGAUUGACAAAACGGUGAUAAAUGACCAUAUAUGCUUGACAUUCACUGAUAAUGGGAAUGGUAUGACUUCAGAUAAAUUACACAAAAUGCUAAGCUUUGGCUUCAGUGACAAAGUCACCAUGAAUGGUCAUGUCCCAGUUGGCUUGUAUGGGAAUGGCUUCAAGUCAGGUUCUAUGCGUUUGGGUAAAGAUGCAAUUGUAUUUACCAAAAACGGAGAAAGCAUGAGUGUGGGCUUCUUGUCUCAGACCUACUUGGAAGUCAUCAAAGCAGAACAUGUUGUUGUCCCAAUUGUGGCAUUCAACAAACACCGACAGAUGAUAAAUUUAGCAGAAUCCAAAGCAAGCCUUGCAGCAAUUCUGGAACAUUCUCUGUUUUCUACGGAACAGAAAUUACUGGCAGAACUUGAUGCUAUUAUGGGUAAGAAGGGGACAAGGAUCAUCAUUUGGAACCUUAGAAGCUACAAAAGCGCAACAGAGUUUGAUUUUGAUAAGGAUAAAUAUGACAUCAGAAUUCCUGAAGAUUUGGAUGAGACAACAGGGAAGAAGGGGUACAAGAAACAAGAAAGGAUGGACCAAAUUGCCCCUGAGAGUGACUAUUCCCUGAGGGCUUACUGCAGUAUAUUGUAUCUAAAGCCAAGAAUGCAGAUAAUAUUACGUGGACAGAAGGUGAAGACACAGCUGGUUUCAAAGAGUCUUGCCUACAUUGAACGUGAUGUUUAUCGACCCAAGUUUUUAACUAAAACAGUGAGAAUUACAUUUGGAUUCAACUGCAGAAAUAAAGACCAUUAUGGGAUAAUGAUGUAUCACAGAAAUAGACUCAUCAAAGCUUAUGAAAAAGUUGGAUGUCAGUUAAGGGCAAACAACAUGGGUGUUGGAGUGGUGGGAAUUAUAGAGUGUAAUUUCCUAAAGCCAACUCAUAAUAAACAAGAUUUUGACUAUACUAAUGAGUACAGGCUGACAAUAGCAGCACUAGGAGAAAAGCUGAAUGAUUACUGGAAUGAAAUGAAAGUCAAGAAAAAUUCAGAAUAUCCUCUAAAUUUGCCAGUUGAAGAUAUUCAGAAACGUCCUGAUCAGACAUGGGUUCAAUGUGAUUCCUGUCUAAAGUGGCGAAAAUUACCAGAUGGAAUAGAUCAACUUCCAGAAAAAUGGUAUUGCUCCAAUAACCCUGACCCACAGUUCAGAAAUUGUGAUGUUCCAGAAGAACCCGAAGAUGAAGAUGUGGUGCAUCCUACUUAUGAAAAAACCUACAAAAAGAAAGACAAGGACAAAUUCCGGAUCCGACAACCAGAAAUGAUCCCUCGGAUUAAUGCUGAACUCUUGUUUCGGACACCCACCGUGUCAAGUCAGAGCUUUUCUCCCGUGAAGGAAAGUGUUCCAAGAGGACAUCUUUCAGAAGUGGCAAAUACAUAUACAACAAGACUUCUAAACAACCAUCGAGGUUCACCCCAGUCGGAACCCGAGAGCAACAACCUGAAACGGAGACUUUCUACUCGUUCGUCAAUUCUGAACUCCAAGACUCGGAGAUUGAGUAAUCAAGCAUUUGAAAAUUCAGCUUAUAAAGAUGAUGACGAUGAAGAUGUCAUCAUCUUGGAAGAAAACAGUACUCCCAAACCUGCAGUAGAUCAUGAUAUUGAAGUGAAAUCAGAACAGAGUCACAUGGAGCACAGUGGCCUGCAGGCGGAGCCUGUGGCCGAGAAGGAGCCUUGUGGCCAGACUAGCUCAUCGGGCGCCUCGUCAUCCCGGUGUGAUCAGGGAACUACUGCGGCCACCCAGACUGAAGUCCCGGGUGUAGUUGUUAAAAAGGAGGAAACCCUUGAAGAUGACAUAGAUGCCAGAAAUGACACGGCUGCGCUGCCCUCCUGUGUGGAAGCUGAAGGCAAAACGCAGGACACCCAGGAAGCCUUUGAUAAAUCUGCCACUGAUGCUGGUUGCCAGUUAAAUGAACUGAGAAAUGAGCUGCUUCUAGUGACCCAAGAAAAAGAAAAUUAUAAGAGACAGUGGGAGGCAGACGUUCAGGUGGGCGAGGGUGAUGGUGCUGCUGAUGUGUUGAUGUCUUACCAUCUGAAAGUAGCCGUUAAGGGCCCAAACUGGGCAACUCUUCCUGCUAAUACAGGAUGACUGCAGACUGAAAAGGCACUGUUGAGAAAUGAUCUCCCGCCAUCGUCUCUUGACAUCAGUUAUAUUAUUACCUUGUUUUUUAACUUAAGUUUUUGAAGGAUUUCAGUAAACCUGUUCAUACACAUGGAGCAGAGCAGUACAGAAAAGCCUGGAGGGCUAAGGCUCAGAAGCGAUGUUUCUGGGAACCCCAGGCAUCUGUGGUGCUUGUAGAAAUGCAGAUCCUUGGACUGCAGUGUACUUUAUUUAAUUGGAAACUUUUUUUCUUAAUGUUUAUUUAUUUUCCAGAGAGAGAGAGAGAGAAUCCCAAUUAGGCUUCGUGCUGUUAGCACAGAGCCUGAUGCGGGACUUGAACUCAUGAACCGUACGAUCAUGACCUGAACCGAAAUCAAAGAGUCGGACGCUUACUGAGCCAUCCAGGCGCCCCUAAACUUUUGGAAACUUUUUUAGAAAUUUGUAAGCAAUCUCUAAGAUGGUUCUCUUGCACACUGAUCUUUGAGUAACUGAUCAUCUUUGAUCUUUUAUUUUGUAUUUACUUUUUUUUUUAACUGAUCUUUUAAACCUGUGCUUUCCAAAAUAGUAUAGGUAUAUACUACUUGAAAUUUAGCUAGUCUGAAUUGAGAUGUGCUUUAAGUAUAGAAUAAAAAAAUUUUGGGGUGCCUGGGUGGCUCAGUCGGUUGAGCGACCGACUUCGGCUCGGGUCAUGAUCUCACG
Messenger RNA from Prionailurus viverrinus (fishing cat), 3071 nucleotides. RefSeq names its product MORC family CW-type zinc finger 3 (gene MORC3). The transcript has 16 exons. Lineage: Eukaryota; Metazoa; Chordata; Mammalia; Carnivora; Felidae. Gene Ontology annotation, molecular function: zinc ion binding; ATP hydrolysis activity. The record is from RefSeq and is a predicted model, not a curated record. The coding region runs from base 93 to 2360 and encodes 755 amino acids. Gene Ontology annotation, cellular component: nucleus; PML body.